Messenger RNA from Ilex paraguariensis (yerba mate), 641 nucleotides. The record is from the annotation of a GenBank genome assembly. NCBI's taxonomy places the organism in Eukaryota, Viridiplantae, Streptophyta, Magnoliopsida, Aquifoliales, Aquifoliaceae.
CUACGAUACACGCAUAGAGAGAUUAAGAGGCACGUACACGCAGACUCUCUGUAUACCGAUACACAUACGGAUAAAAAUCGGAACGUUAUACUGUGAUGAGAUUGAUCGAGAUGGUGGAGCGGAGUGGAGGAGAUAUUGCAUUAUAAUUCUAUUUUUGAUCACUUCUUUUCUUUCUUUGCAUCGCUGUAAGGCACGUAAUCAUCGAAUUCGAAAUCGGAAUCUGAAUCGGAAUCGGAAUCGGAAUCGGAAUCGGAAUCGAAGAAAUUAGGGGGACAGAGCGAGAGAGAGAGAGCAAGAGGGGAAUGGCGAGUUUGUACGUGAAGGCGGUGCCGCCGGCUGAUCUGAACAGGAAUACAGAAUGGUUCACCUACCCUGGGGUUUGGACCACCUAUAUAUUGAUUCUCUUCUUCUCUUGGCUUCUAGUUCUAUCCAUCUUUGGCUGCACUCCUGGCAUGGCCUGGACAAUCGUCAAUCUCUCCCACUUUGUGGUAACUUAUCAAUUCUUCCAUUGGAAGAAAGGAACUCCAUUUGCUGAUGACCAGGGAAUGUAUAAUAGGUUGACUUGGUGGGAACAAAUUGAAAAUGGGAAGCAACUUACUCGCAAUAGGAAAUUUCUAACAGUUGUUCCUGUGGUGCUGUGA